Molecule: messenger RNA, 2069 nt
Organism: Harmonia axyridis
Lineage: Eukaryota; Metazoa; Arthropoda; Insecta; Coleoptera; Coccinellidae
Gene: D2hgdh
Product: D-2-hydroxyglutarate dehydrogenase, mitochondrial
Exons: 9
Coding region: 493-2022 (509 amino acids)
Cellular component (GO): mitochondrion
Molecular function (GO): FAD binding; catalytic activity
Source: RefSeq, a predicted model, not a curated record
AUUAUUGAUCGCAUCGCGUGUUUUGGCGCGGAGGGGUGGGGAGAAACGGGAGACCGCGUGUGGAGCCUUCUGUCAAGCCGUCUGCGGCGUUGUUGAAGCGUUUUUCCCUAGCUGGCCUUGGCGUCGGGCUGGCAACGGGGCGGGCGGCUGUGAACGUAAACAAACGAGUCGGGAGUUCGAGCCAGCGUCUACGUCUAACCUAACCUAGAAAAAAAGAACGUCCGGUUUUUUCUGUGGUCGCGUGUGUUUUUCCGGGAUUUCGUGUGCCACUAUUUGGAUUAUGGUGCCUGGGUUAUGUUUUUAGAUAAGGAGGAUGUUUUAGUGGGUUUGUAUCCGGUCUGGUUUCUGUUGUAACGGCAAACUCCAUUAUUGGAAGUGUGAUGUUUUGGUUUCGUAAUCUAAACCUGAUUCUUGAGUCAUAAUACGUUGGACGAGGAUAAAAGCAGCAAUUGGUUCUGAUAAUAUCCUUUUGACAAGUACCUACUUUAAAACAUGUUCGUAAUAGUGAAGAAGAUACGUUCUACUCAAAAACUUGUGCCUUUGGUGUCUACAUUAACAAGACAGCAACGAUGUAAAUUUAGCAGUCUUCCAGAAUUAACCAAAGACCGUUAUCCAAACGUGAAACGUGGCAACUACGGCCAUAUUGACACCAACCACUUGAUUUUUUUUAAAGAUCUCUUGGGUGAGACCAGGGUGAUCACCGACGAGAGCGAGUGUCUCGGAUACAACACCGAUUGGAUCAAAGCCAACAGGGGUUAUAGCAGGUGCGUCUUGAAGCCGAAGUGCACGAGGGAGGUGGCCGCCAUAUUGAAAUUUUGCAACGAGAAUGUUUUGGCCGUUUGUCCGCAAGGUGGCAACACUGGUCUGGUUGGCGGCUCUGUGCCCGUUUUCGACGAGAUCGUGCUGUCGACUUCGCUGAUGAACAAGAUUGUCAGCUUGGACACAACUUCAGGCGUACUAACAUGUGAGGCCGGUUGCAUUCUGGAAAAUUUGGAGAAUCACCUUGAUGAACAUCAGCUCAUGAUGCCCUUGGAUCUUGGGGCAAAAGGAUCCUGUCAAAUCGGUGGGAAUGUGUCGACGAACGCAGGAGGUCUUAGAUUGCUCAGAUAUGGGAAUCUGCAAGGAACGGUUUUGGGUCUAGAAGCCGUCACAGCAAACGGAGAAAUCAUUGACUGCCUAUCCUCGCUGAAGAAGGACAACACAGGCUUUCACCUUAAACACCUCUUCAUAGGUUCCGAAGGCUCCCUAGGGGUGGUGACCAAGGUGUCUAUACAAUGCCCGCCCAAACCGAAGGCUGUAAACCUUGCGUUUUUGGGGCUGCAAUCCUUUGACAAGAUCCUAACGGUGUUCAAGAGGUGCAAGCACGAUCUUGGCGAGAUAAUGUCUUCCUGCGAGGCCAUAGACGCGGAUUCUCUGGCCGUGACCACAGAUCAUCUGGGUUUGAAAUCGCCCUUGGCCAAGUUUCCCUUCUACAUGGUGAUAGAGACCAAUGGCAGUGAUAACGGCCACGACGAAGAGAAGCUGAGCAGAUUCUUGGAAGAUGUAAUGGGAGACGGUACCGUGGAAGAUGGCGUGGCUACGAAUGAGCCAAGUAAGAUGAAGGCCAUCUGGGAGCUAAGGGAAAGGAUCACAGAGGGCCUCAUUCACGAUGGAUACGUCUUCAAGUACGACCUUUCCUUACCGUUGGAAAAUUUCUAUUCCCUGGUCGGAAUCAUGAAGGAAAGAGUCGGAGCUGACGCAGUCAGGGUUUCCGGUUAUGGUCACGUGGGCGACGGCAAUGUCCAUCUCAAUGUGGCAGUGAAGGAGUUCUCGCCGGAGGUCCUGCACAAAAUCGAGCCCUUCAUCUACGAGUACACCUCGAAGCUGAACGGCAGUAUCAGCGCCGAACACGGCAUUGGUUUCAGGAAGACGAAAUACAUGCACUACUCGAAGAGCAAGGAGGCCAUGGAUUUGAUGAGGAACAUCAAGGACAUGAUGGACCCGAAGUGGAUUCUGAACCCUUACAAGGUCCUUCCCCAGUGAUCCCUUUUUUGAUUUUUUUUUCUGAAUAUAUAUUUUUUGAGAGUUUA